This is a messenger RNA of Pistacia vera, 2474 nucleotides long. Its product is annotated as adagio protein 1. Gene Ontology annotation, biological process: response to blue light; circadian rhythm. The coding region runs from base 195 to 2045 and encodes 616 amino acids. The record is from RefSeq and is a predicted model, not a curated record. Gene Ontology annotation, cellular component: nucleus; SCF ubiquitin ligase complex; cytosol. Lineage: Eukaryota; Viridiplantae; Streptophyta; Magnoliopsida; Sapindales; Anacardiaceae. Gene Ontology annotation, molecular function: protein binding. The transcript has 2 exons.
CUCUUUCUGUGCUAGCUGGUCCUCCUUUCCUCACCUUAAGCUUCACCCCAAAACAAAUUCCUCCCGAACAUUACUCACCCCACGUUUUCUUUUCCUUUUACCCCCCAAAGUUUUCUCUGCUUCUUAAUUUCACCCCCGUCUUUUCUUCCCCCUUCUCAAAUGGGUUGAACCCGCCUCAGUUUUCGCCUUCUUUCAUGGAGUGGGAUAGUAAUUCCGAUCACAGUGAGGACGAGGACGAGGAGUUCAUUCUUAACGACGAAGACGAUGAGCCCGUUGGGCCCCUCCCUUUCCCCGUGGAGAACCUGUUCCAAACUGCGCCGUGUGGGUUCGUUGUCACCGAUGCGCUUGAGCCUGACCACCCCAUUAUUUAUGUCAAUUCCGUGUUCGAGGCCGUUACUGGGUAUCGUGCCGAGGAGGUUCUGGGUCGAAAUUGCCGUUUCUUGCAAUGUAGAGGGCCAUUUGCUAAAAGAAGACAUCCAUUAGUGGAUUCAACAGUUGUUUCAGAAAUUAGGAGAUGCCUUGAGGAGGGUAUUGAAUUCCAAGGUGAGUUGUUGAACUUCCGGAAAGAUGGAUCUCCUCUGAUGAACAGAUUGCGGCUGACUCCUAUAUAUGAAGCUGAUGACACAGUAACUCAUGUUAUUGGAAUCCAGUUCUUCACAGAAGCAAAUGUUGAUCUGGGUCCAGUGCCUGGAUAUUCACUGAAGGAGUCUGGAAAAGCAUCUGACUGGUUUCGUUCUGCUUUUUCCAAUUCGCAUCCUGUCCCAGUGGGAGACCGAAAUGUUUCUCGUGGAGUUUGUGGGAUAUUUCAAUUGAGCGAUGAGGUGCUGUCUCUUAAAAUACUAUCAUGGUUGACUCCAAGAGAUAUUGCGUCGGUUGGUUCUGUCUGUAGGCGACUUUAUGAGCUGACAAAAAAUGAGGACCUUUGGAGAAUGGUCUGCCAGAAUGCCUGGGGUAGUGAGACAACUCGUGUUUUAGAGACUGUGCCUGGUGCAAAAAGACUGGGCUGGGGUCGCCUGGCAAGGGAGUUGACUACUCUUGAAGCUGCAGCAUGGAGGAAGCUAACAGUUGGAGGUGCUGUUGAACCCUCACGGUGCAACUUUAGUGCCUGUGCAGUUGGGAAUCGGGUGGUUCUUUUUGGUGGGGAAGGGGUUAAUAUGCAACCAAUGAAUGACACAUUUGUAUUGGACCUAAAUUCUAGUAAACCAGAAUGGCAGCACGUUCAAGUGAGCUCUCCUCCUCCUGGUCGUUGGGGUCAUACUAUUUCAUGUGUAAAUGGGUCUAAUUUGGUGGUAUUUGGUGGCUGUGGAAGGCAAGGCUUACUCAAUGAUGUCUUUGUUUUGGAUUUGGAUGCAAAGCCUCCAACUUGGCGUGAAAUCUCUGGAUUGGCGCCUCCACUUCCAAGAUCAUGGCACAGCUCCUGCACUCUUGAUGGCACCAAAUUGAUAGUUUCUGGUGGUUGUGCAGACUCUGGGGUACUUUUAAGUGACACGUUUCUUCUUGAUCUGUCAAUGGAGAAACCUAUUUGGAGAGAGAUACCAGCAGCCUGGACUCCCCCUUCUCGGUUGGGCCAUACAUUAUCAGUUUAUGGUGGUAGGAAAAUAUUGAUGUUUGGGGGUUUAGCCAAGAGUGGUCCCCUACGGUUUCGUUCUAGUGAUGUCUUCACAAUGGAUCUUAGUGAGGAGGAACCUUGUUGGAGAUCUGUAACUGGAAGUGGAAUGCCUGGUGCUGGAAACCCAGGUGGUGUAGCUCCUCCUCCCAGGCUCGACCAUGUGGCUGUGAGUCUCCCUGGUGGGAGAGUUCUUAUCUUUGGUGGAUCAGUAGCUGGUCUUCACUCUGCAACCCAGCUUUAUCUUCUGGACCCUACUGAUGAGAAGCCUACAUGGAGAGUACUGAAUGUACCUGGCCGACCUCCAAGAUUUGCAUGGGGACACAGUACAUGUGUUGUAGGUGGCACAAGGACUAUAGUCCUAGGUGGCCAAACAGGAGAAGAGUGGAUGUUAAGCGAGCUCCACGAGCUAUCAUUAGUGAGUUCUUCCGUCAUCUGAGAUUAAAUCAACGAAAAAAAAAAUCGAAAAGCUGCUGCAAAGGAAUGACAAAGCGUCACGAACCACAAACUAUCAUAACCGUGACACAAGUGAGUGGAGGUCGAACUCGAACACCACGCCAUGCGGGUCAGUUACUGAAAAACUCUUUGACAGAUAAGAUAAAUGGUCUAAUGAGAGGGACAUUUGUAAUGGAUAUUCUUGUACGAGGUUGUGGGUGGGAGAUGAAAAUACCUAUUCCAUGAGUGAAUUGAUGAAAACCAUGUUUACGUUUUUGUAAGGUUUGUGUGAUACUGUAACUGCAACUGCCCAUCUUCAUCACUGCUCACAAUGUUGGACAUGGAGUCUACUUUUGUUGGUAGGUUAGAUUUGUAUUUGCUAGAAAAAGCUUCUUAGGCUACUUAUAUAUUUUAGGGGUUUAGUUUCUUGUUA